AUGGCCAUUCUCCUUAUUGGCGGUACGGGCAAGACUGCCGUCCGUCUGGCCCGCUUCCUUCAAAAUGACAACCGCCAAUUUCUCUUGGCCUCUCGGCGAGGCCAAUCUGCGGCCCCUCAGGGCAUGCCGGCAGUCAGGUUUGACUGGAUGAACAGGUCCACGUGGAAGGAACCGUUCCUGUAUCGAUUUGUGGGCGAUGAGAAGGUCAAUGCGAUUUACCUAAUGGAGCCACUGGUGGAUGAGCCCUGGAAACCUCUGAAUGAGUUUAUCGCCUAUGCUCGCCAGGAGUAUGAAGUUGGUCGGUUUGUGCUUGUGGCAGGCACUUCAGCCCAGCCGGGAAAACCAGGCAUGGGGAUGGUCUGGCAGAACUUUUUGCAGACAGGAGUGGACUUCUGUGUCCUCCGGCCUAGCUGGUUUAUGGAGAAUCUUUCGGAAGAGGCACCAGCCUUGCUGGUAAAAGAGCACAGUAAGAUCUACACCGCCUGUGGAGACGGCAGGAUCCCAUUCGUCAGCGCCACAGAUAUCGCGGCAGUGGCCUUUCGUGCCUUAACCGAUGCCAAAUCCCACAACUGCGACUAUCGUAUUCUAGGCCCCGAACUGCUGACCUAUGACGAGGUCGUGCGGAAGCUUAGUGCGGCACUUGGGCGACCGAUCGAACACGUUAAGCUCUCGGGUAAGGACCGCUACCAGGGACUCGUGAGCGCCGGGGUGUCAGACUACUAUGCUCAUUUCCUUGCCAACCUAGAAACGGCCGCUGCGGAAGGAUUUGAAACCCAUAUGAACGACGAUGUGGAGAAAGUGACUGGUCGGCCUCCAAAGAGCUUUGAUGUUUUUGCCCUCGAGAACCGCGCCACCUGGCUUUAA
Messenger RNA from Aspergillus tanneri, 864 nucleotides. RefSeq lists its product as uncharacterized. Bases 1 to 864 code for a protein of 287 amino acids. The record is from RefSeq and is a predicted model, not a curated record. The transcript is spliced from 2 exons. NCBI's taxonomy places the organism in Eukaryota, Fungi, Ascomycota, Eurotiomycetes, Eurotiales, Aspergillaceae.